Molecule: messenger RNA, 1226 nt
Organism: Oryza sativa Japonica Group (Japanese rice)
Lineage: Eukaryota; Viridiplantae; Streptophyta; Magnoliopsida; Poales; Poaceae
Source: RefSeq, a predicted model, not a curated record
GUGAGGCCCAUUGGACCAUUAAUAGUUGGGCUGAAACGGGAUUACGGUGGACGUGCGGACCAUAUUGAUUGGGCCGAAACGCGGAAUCGUACGGCCCAAAAUAGUUGGGCCGGAAAUGCUCCAUGGUGAUUUGUUACUGACACUUCUCGAAGUUUCCAGUGGUUUACGCCACUGCACAAAGCAGCCGUACCCGCCGGCCGCCGCCGGAUCGCCGACUUUGCACGGGGAACUCGCCGUCCCGGCCUCACUCGGCCAGCCAUGGAGCUCGACCUCCCGCCGAAGCAACAAGCCCCGCCGCUCGCCGACCUCGCCGUUGCCAUCCACCGGGCCGCCGAGGCCACCGCCGCGCUCUCCGCACCCUCCUCCUCUUCCCAAGCCGCCGCCGCCGCGGUGGUCGCCCUCCGUGACGCCCACGCCGCUAUAGGCGGCUUCCUCUAUCGCCUCGACGUCUCAGUCCCUGCCUCUUCUUCGUCCAGCGACGAUCAGCCGAUGGCGGACGGCUGCGAGGAGGAGGGGGAGGGGGAGCAGCAGAUGGUAGAGGAGGUGGAGGAGGGUCUCCGGGAGUGCGCCCUGCAGGGGAGCAAGCGGCGGAAGCGGCCUGUGCCGCCGUCGUGGCCCCUAGGGCGCCGCUCGAGUGGCGGUUGCGUGGUGCCGGAGGCCGCGCCGGCUCCUCUGGACGUGGAGGGGCGGCGGCGCGCUGCCAUGGAUCUCUUGCUACAGUUCCAUGGGUAGGAUGAGUGCAGGGUUCAUUGGCACAAUACGAACGAAAUGAUGAGGCGCCUACUGAAUAGUCCAUACCAAGUUUGUAGGUCAUACACUCGUGCUGUUCUUCACGAAGAUAUACACAAACAUAUCAAACAAACCACAAGCAAAUAGGUGAAAUCACCAACCUUCCCAAUACUGAGGCAGCUAGAAAUCAACACUUCAGCAGUGAGUGUGAGACAGAGCUAGUAUCAAGCAGUACUCAUCAACAUAAUGAGCCACUUAGCCUUACAGAUUGUGUUAUUUCCCAAAAAAUAAAAAGUGAGAUGAAAGACUCAGAUUUGAGUCCCAAGAUUGUUUUGUUUUUCAGUAAAUGGGCUGAAUCAUUUGUCUCCUCAGGCGUUAAUUCGUUAUCCCCUGUACCUCCUACGCCACCAGUCUUAUGAGUGGAUUGACAGUUGCUUGCUCAAACAUGUUCCUGGAAGGUAUUUAUUUUACAUCUAAUAUUUUUUAUUUGGGGUUCA